AUGUUUAAAAUAAAAAAUUUCUUCAAUAGAAAGAAACCUCAGCAGAAAGAGGAUAAUGAACAACGAUUUGAAGAGAUGAAUCACAGUGAACAGUUGACAGCAGACUUGGAUCAAGGGAUUGAACAUUUCAAUCCUUCGAUAAUAGUAGAUGAAAAUAAUAGUAAUGAAAUAACGUUAAAUUUAUCAGAUGAUGAUGACGAUUCUGAUGAUUCUGAUGUUAAUGAAUCUGAAACUUAUGAUAACAGUGAUGAUCAAUAUCGUAUAGAAAGGAAUGAUGAGUUUAAUUCAAAGUCAAGUUACGAGUUAAGUGAUUCAAAUGGUAAUGAAUCUCUUUCAAGCUUAUCUAACGCAGACUUUUCUGAUCAUACAAAUAGCAUGUCUCAAUUAAAGAUUAACGAAUUGAAAAAUGCAAGGAUACCAAAUAACAACAAUAACAAUGAUGAUGUGCCUGAAAACAUUUUCAUCGAACAAUCAGAAUUAGUAGGUUAUUUGUUAAUCAAUGAAAUUGGUUCAGGUGCAUUUUCAAAAGUUUUCAGAGCCAUACCUGAUAAAAAUAAUAAAUCAACAUCAUUUGUUGCAAAAAUUCAUAAAGAAGUGGCUGUAAAAGUUAUUAAAAAACAAGAUUUAUCCUUGAUUGAUGAAAAUAAGAUUCAGAAGAAAAAAUCUAGUGAAACUAAAAGUUCUUCAAGACAGCAGGUUUUAAAAGAAGUUAAAAUUCAUAAAAUGGUUUCACCUGGUUGUGAUCAAAUAGUUGCAUUUGUAGAUUUCCAAGAAACAAGAAAUUAUUAUUAUAUUAUUCAAGAACUAAUGAAUGGUGGUGAAAUUUUUGGGGAAAUUGUAAGGUUAACUUAUUUUAGUGAAGAUCUUUCAAGGCAUGUAAUUAAACAAUUAGCAUUAGCUGUAAAGCAUUUACAUAGUAUGGGGGUUGUACAUCGUGAUAUUAAACCAGAGAAUCUACUUUUUGAAGCUAUAGAACAUAUUCCAUCCAAAAAUACUGUUUUAAGGAAAUCAGAUGACUCAGAAACUAAAAGAGAUGAAGGUGUAUUCAGACCUGGCAUAGGAGGUGGUGGUAUUGGUGCAGUAAAAUUAGUUGAUUUCGGUUUGUCAAAACAGAUAUUCUCUACUAAUACUCAAACACCUUGUGGUACAGUAGGUUAUACAGCACCAGAAGUAGUAAAAGAUGAGAGGUAUUCAAUGAAGGUUGAUAUGUGGGGGAUUGGUUGCGUACUUUAUACAAUUUUAUGUGGAUUUCCACCAUUCUACGAUGAAAAGAUUAAUAUUCUAACCGAAAAGAUUGCAAGAGGUGAAUACACAUUUUUAAGACCUUGGUGGGAUGAAAUUAGUGACGGUGCUAAAAAUGCAGUCUCUAAAUUAUUGGAAGUUGAUCCGGAAUACCGCUAUGAUAUAGAUGAACUUUUGAAUGAUCCAUGGUUGAAUAAUUACGAUUGUUUGAAAGAUGUCGAUGCUAAAGAAGAAGAGGAUAUUAUAAUUAAUAAUAAGGUAAAGUAUGAUAAAGGUUUAAGCAAAAAAAAGAAUCCUAUCUUUCAAAAAGAUGCAUCUUUGCUAUAUUCACCAGCAGCUGUUGCCAUGCGCGAUGCAUUUGAUAUAAGUAAUGCAGUUCAAAGAAUUGAGGAAGAUAAGAUGAACAUAACUAAUAAUUCAUCUGCUUUAGACAAGUUGGACGAAUAUAUUGAAGAAGAAAUGUAUGAUGGUAAUUUGUCAUUGGGUGAAUUGAAUUCAAUUGAAAAGGGGAUGUUCCAAUUAAAGUUAAACUCUUCAACAAUAAUCAAAAGAAGAAGGGAUAAAAAUGUACCUGUUCCAAGGGUGAAUUCACCAAUUACUCAGGAGGUAAUUGUAGAGUCACCUGCAGAGUGA
Vanderwaltozyma polyspora DSM 70294 is the source of this 1875-nucleotide messenger RNA. It is a transcript of the gene RCK2, whose product is annotated as serine/threonine protein kinase RCK2. Gene Ontology annotation, biological process: protein phosphorylation. The record is from RefSeq and is a predicted model, not a curated record. The transcript has a single exon. NCBI's taxonomy places the organism in Eukaryota, Fungi, Ascomycota, Saccharomycetes, Saccharomycetales, Saccharomycetaceae. Gene Ontology annotation, molecular function: protein kinase activity; ATP binding. Bases 1 to 1875 code for a protein of 624 amino acids.